GUGCCACCCGCGGAGAUGAAAUGUGAGUCGGGGUGGCCGAGGACGCCGAGGCCGCCCGCCCGCUGGCCGAGCGCGACCAGGAGAGACAAAGAGACCUCGGCCAGCCUGGGCUCCCCUCGAAGGCUCCCAGGGUAAUGGCCAGGUCUCCGCGCGCCCCCCUUCUCGGGAGCGCGUCCCUGUUCCUCUGACCGCCCACCAGCCCCUCCACCCCUCCAUCCCCUCCCCGUUCCGGGUUCUCCCUGCACUCCCAGCCUCCGGCCACCGGCUUGGAUGGACGCGCGCAGGCUGCCCGGGUGCCCAGUGGUUUUGCUUCCGAAGUUGGUCUUGCUCUUUGUCUACGCAGACAACUGCCUUGCUCAGUGCGGCAAAGACUGCAGAUCUUAUUGCUGUGAUGGAACCACGCCCUACUGCUGCUCCUACUAUGCCUAUAUUGGGAAUAUCCUCUCGGGCACAGCAAUUGCUGGCAUAGUGUUUGGAAUUGUAUUCAUCAUGGGGGUCAUUGCUGGAAUUGCCAUAUGUAUCUGCAUGUGCAUGAAAAACAAUCGUGGGACCCGGGUGGGCGUCAUCAGGACCACCCACAUCAAUGCCAUCUCCUCCUAUCCUGUGGCACCACCCCCCUAUAGUUACGACCAUGAGCUGGAAUACUGUGCAGACUUGCCUCCUCCGUACUCCCCGACCCCUCAGGCUUCAGCGCAGCGCUCUCCACCCCCUCCUUAUCCUGGAAAUUCAAGGAAAUAAUCCUUCUCCCAGAACAGAAUAUGUGCCAGUCAGAGAUCUUGCCCAGAAUAAAUGCCUCUACUCAGAAACAGAACAUCUCAGAAACAGGAAAAGAUUGCUCUAAGGAAUACCCUUUGGGGUCAAAUACUAUGUCAGGUGGAAUGUCCAGGCUAAGAGAUACAGGGCUUCUCCCCUACAGAGCUGACCCCAUCUGGAGUAUUUUGUUGGUUCAGUGGAACCACAUUUGAAGAGCUCUGCUGAUCAAUGGAAGCACAUUCAGAGAAGAGUAAUGAGAUAAACAAAACAUCUGAAAAUCAUGUUGCUUAAGGAACAGAUGAAGGAAGUUGCAAUAUUGAUCCUGGAAGAGAGAAGAUUUAUAUAA
Molecule: messenger RNA, 1099 nt
Organism: Equus caballus (horse)
Lineage: Eukaryota; Metazoa; Chordata; Mammalia; Perissodactyla; Equidae
Source: RefSeq, a predicted model, not a curated record